Vigna angularis (adzuki bean) is the source of this 983-nucleotide messenger RNA. Its product is annotated as membrane-anchored ubiquitin-fold protein 3. The transcript has 4 exons. The record is from RefSeq and is a predicted model, not a curated record. NCBI's taxonomy places the organism in Eukaryota, Viridiplantae, Streptophyta, Magnoliopsida, Fabales, Fabaceae. Gene Ontology annotation, molecular function: protein binding. Bases 231 to 587 code for a protein of 118 amino acids.
CAUUUACCUCUUGCCCGUAAUUGUUUUUCUAAUUUAAUGGUUGAGUUGUUGUUGAGUGAGCUCAGCCUUCACCAACAGAAGCACAGAAACAAAAGAUUACUGCACGAAUAAAGUCAAAAAGUCUGAAUGGUUUUCACUCUGAUCAAUCUGUGAAGGAAUCGAGGAAGGAAGGAAGCGUGAGGGUUAGGGUAAGGCUAAGGGUUGAGAAGGCAUAGAAAAAGUCAAUUCAAAUGCCGGAAGAGGAUUUGGUUGACAUCAAGUUUAGGUUGUACGAUGGCUCCGAUAUCGGACCCUUCAGGUACUCAUCCGCCGCCACUGUCGAUAUGCUUAAGCAGAGGAUUGUCUCCGAUUGGCCCAAAGGUAAAACGAUCGUACCAAAGUCAGCUAAUGAAGUGAAAUUGAUUAAUUCUGGUCAAAUCUUGGAAAACAACAAGACUGUUGGUCAAUGUAAAGUACUAUUUGGUGAGAUUGCAGGAAGUAUUAUAAUAAUGCAUGUUGUUGUACAGCCAUCUCUCGCAAAAACUAAAGCUGAAAAGAAGGUGGAUGAUUCACCCAAGAAGGCUGUCUGUUCUUGUUCUAUAUUAUGAAGACGGUUUGUGAGUUGGAUUAGCGUAACCUCCUUGGAGAUCAAGAGUUUCUUAUAUGUGAAAGUGUUAUUUUAAUAUAGAUUCCCAAACAUGAUUUUCUUAAAAUUGAAAAUACUUGUUUAUAUAAGAAACUUUUAAUAAUUUAAAGGAAUCCAUGUUUCUGGAAUACAUAUUAAAAUAAUACUUUUGUUAAUAUGAGAAACUUUAGUGAAAGCUGUCCUUGUAUAUACCCUUAUCGAUCAUCAAUGGCAUGAAUUGUAGAAAUCAUCUCUGCCGGAACAGACUCCUUUUUCAGUGUCCUUUGUGUAAAGUACUUAUAUAUUAAGGUUGCGUUUGGAAUGAAUAAUUUAGAAUUGUAAAGAAAUUUAGAUUUUAAGAGAGUCUCGAUUGCUUCAA